Molecule: messenger RNA, 783 nt
Organism: Fusarium oxysporum Fo47
Lineage: Eukaryota; Fungi; Ascomycota; Sordariomycetes; Hypocreales; Nectriaceae
Exons: 4
Coding region: 1-783 (260 amino acids)
Source: RefSeq, a predicted model, not a curated record
AUGCGCUACUCAUACACUCUUCUCGCCUUUGCCGCUACGGCCCUGGCCCUCCCCACUGCAAAGCCCGCCGAUGACGGUUCAUGGGCCCCUGGUAAAUAUGAGGGCGGUGAUACUGGCAAGGAUGACGGCAAGUGGGCUCCUGGCAAGUAUGAGGGCCCUGGCACCGGCUUUGACGAUGGUCAAUACCACCCUGGCAAGGACGGCAAGAAGGCUAAGCGCUACGAUGACGGUAGCUGGCAUGAAGGUAAAUACGAGGGCAAGCCAGGAACCAAGUACGACGAUGGCAAAUGGUACCCCGGAAAAUACCCUGGCGGCAAGGAGAAGCGCAACGACGACGGAUCCUGGCACGAGGGCAAGUAUGAGGGUGGCAAGACUGGCUACGAUGACGGCAAAUGGUACCCUGGAAAGUACCCUGGUGGAAAGGCCAAGCGCAACGAUGAUGGCAGCUGGCAUCCCGGCAAAUACGAGGGAAAGCCAGGAACCAAGUAUGAUGAUGGAAAGUGGUAUCCCGGAAAGUACCCUGGUGGCAAGGAGAAGCGUGAGGAUGAUGGAAGCUGGCACGAGGGCAAAUACGAGGGCGGCGACACUGGCCGUGACGACGGCAAGUGGGAAGCUGGCAAAUAUGAGGGCCCCGGCACUGGCUUCGAUGAUGGCCAGUACCACCCUGACCACAAGGCCAAGCGCAAUGACGAUGGCAGCUGGCACGAGGGAAAGUAUGAGGGCGGCAAGACUGGCUACGAUGAUGGAAAAUGGUACCCUGGAAAGUACCCCGGCAAAGAGUAA